This is a messenger RNA of Anastrepha ludens (Mexican fruit fly), 1215 nucleotides long. RefSeq names its product mediator of RNA polymerase II transcription subunit 31 (gene MED31). The transcript has 4 exons. Gene Ontology annotation, cellular component: core mediator complex; mediator complex. Gene Ontology annotation, biological process: regulation of transcription by RNA polymerase II. Gene Ontology annotation, molecular function: transcription coregulator activity. The record is from RefSeq and is a predicted model, not a curated record. The coding region runs from base 451 to 1098 and encodes 215 amino acids. Lineage: Eukaryota; Metazoa; Arthropoda; Insecta; Diptera; Tephritidae.
UUCCGCCGAAAUUAAAUGUGUUGAAUAAUUGAAGAAGACAAAAAUAUUAAAAUAAUUGUGCUGCAUUUGGGCAAUGAACGCAUACGUUUAAUUUGUGUUCCAAAUAAUACACAUGCAUAUGCGUUAAUUGUGCGUGCAGUUAAUCGUAUCGAGGACAAACACGUUUAGACACAAGGACAGGCCCAAACAACUCUUUGAAUCAUACAAGUAUUGUAGUGUACGAAAACAUCACACCCAACCAACCAACAUUAUAACCAUCACUACCAUCUUCCACCACCACCACCAAUACCAAAAAACAACUACUGCUACUACAACUUCCACCACCGUCACAACCAAAAACAACUUUCCGGUCCAAGGUUAUUGUGCGUCUACGCCUUAGCGGAGGCGCUAGUUCGGUUGACAAUUAGAAACAACACCAUUAAGAAACAGAACCGAGCCUUUCCAUGCACCAUGGCCAAGAUGUAUGGAAAGGGUAAGACGGCUAUCGAGUCAGAGGAUCAACAAAAAUUGCGAUGGCAAGUUGAACUUGAAUUCGUACAGUGUCUAGCCAAUCCAAACUACUUGAACUUUCUAGCCCAGCGCGGUUAUUUCAAGGACCAAGCCUUUAUUAAUUAUCUCAAAUAUUUGCAGUAUUGGAAAGAGCCUGAAUAUGCGAAAUACUUAAUGUAUCCAAUGUGUUUAUACUUUCUUGAUCUCUUGCAAUACGAACACUUUCGACGUGAAAUUGUCAAUUCGCAAUGUUGCAAAUUUAUCGAUGAUCAAGCCAUUUUGCAGUGGCAACAUUAUACUCGAAAACGCAUUAAAAUGUUUAACAGCGUCAAUGGUAUGGGUCAGAUGAAUGCUGCUGAUCCAGGUGCUAUAGAUCCACAACAACAGCAACAGCAAAAUGCGCAGCAAAAUCAACAACAACAAGGACAACAACAACCGGGCGUUGGAAAUGCACCUGUAGGUUUACAAAAUGGCAUGGUUAAUAAUGCACAGUUGCAGCAACAGCAGCCACCACAACAAGCACAACAACAACAACAGCAGCAGAGUAUUGGCAAUGCAGCAAUGGGUAUGCCUAAUGGAAAUAAUGCUGCCGCUAAUAGUAAUAACUGAGCGUGAUGCGAAAAGAUUUAAAUCUGUCUUUCUCCAAUUAGUUAGUAAGUUAUUUAAUUCUAUUGUAAACUUAAAGUAGUAAUAUUAAAAGGAUUAGUCACUUCUCCAUUUAAAUUA